GCACUGAGCAUGGGCAGCUCUCUAAGCUCUCCCCAGAGAUCAACGCCUGCUCCUGCUCCCAGGCACCUAAAGUCUAAGCCUUGGCCUGCCUGGGUUCAGCAAGGCCCUGGCCCCAAGGCUCCUGCCCAGCAAAAUAUCCACACGCCCCACAGGGUGGUGGGGACCUGGAGGCGCUCCUCCAUCAGACCUCCCACAGAGGCCACUCUGGGCCUGGGUCUCUCCAGCGCCUGGGACACAUACAUGAAACGAGGGCUUUGGAGUGUACGGAACCCUAGAUGUACCUGCAGCCCGGUGACGGUAAAGAUUGUCCAUCGUGCGGGCAGAGACAGCCCCCUAACCACUCUCCAGCAGGGAGUAGCACGCCCUGUAGAGCAUUCUAUGGAGCUUCCAGACCCCUGUGCCAAGGAGACAGUGCUGAGGGCUCUCAGCAAGUGCAAGAAGGGGACUAGGCGAUUUGAUGGGCCGCUGUGGUUUGAAGCCCCAGAGGUGAAAAACAGAAGACAAAAACCAGAGCCUAAGCCCUCAUCAGCCUUUAAACCCUGGAUAAAAAAUGGAGUGGCUGUUUCCUUUGUUCCUAAGCCUGGGCCUCUGAACCAAAGCCUUGACCUUUAUAAGAAGGAAACUGACCUCCAGCCCUGUAUCCACGCAGCCAUGGGAGCCGUGCCAGAGCCUUGCUUGGAAAGCUGUGAGGAGACCCAGGCCGCCUGUGACCCCUGUCUACUCUCUGUGCAGAAGACUGGAGCCUUCAGAGUCUCCUUGGCUGGUGGAGAUUUCCGGUCUACUACCUCCUUUGACUUCUAA
Molecule: messenger RNA, 801 nt
Organism: Acomys russatus (golden spiny mouse)
Lineage: Eukaryota; Metazoa; Chordata; Mammalia; Rodentia; Muridae
Gene: Pom121l12
Product: POM121 transmembrane nucleoporin like 12
Exons: 1
Coding region: 10-801 (263 amino acids)
Source: RefSeq, a predicted model, not a curated record